Nothobranchius furzeri (turquoise killifish) is the source of this 4310-nucleotide messenger RNA. RefSeq names its product NTPase, KAP family P-loop domain containing 1 (gene nkpd1). The record is from RefSeq and is a predicted model, not a curated record. Lineage: Eukaryota; Metazoa; Chordata; Actinopteri; Cyprinodontiformes; Nothobranchiidae.
CUCAGAUCCUGUGAAUAAAAAGAAGAUUGGGAGCUGAAGUGAAGGCUUGGAAAGGGGAGAACUGUGGAAAAAGAGAUGAAAAAGUGCAGAUUCAUCUUAUGGAAAUGCUGUAAUUCAAUUCCUGUGAGGGAUCUCACUUCCUGGAAAGCGUCAGGUCUGCACACACACACACACGUACAAUGUGUUUCUCAAGGUGCAAUUCCUUCUUUCUUAUCAGAGUUGUAAAGACUUGUGUAAGGUCACCACACCUCAACAGGAGCAGCUGGGCUUCUGAAGUUUAUUAAACUGAAAGAUUUGAGAGGAUUCAAAGCUAAAAAGCAGACGUGAAGAUUGGAUUUCUCCAGAUCAAAGGUGUCCCAUCACAGCACCAUCAUGACUAAACCAACAACAGAUGACAUUUACGCCUACGCUCUGUCCAAGACCCUGACAAAGGUUUCGGCUCCAGCGACCGUAGGGCUCUACUCUCCCUGUCAGGAUCGCAUUAACCUGAUCCUGGAACAAAUGGAAGAGUGCAUGAACCGCGAAGCCUCCAGGAUCGAGCGGAAAUGUGAUAAAAGACGGAAACCUCGUUCAGCGAAGCCUUCCUGUGGUGACCUAAUGGCCCUUAUUGGACGACUGCUUUUCUUCAGACCCGUUUGGACCACAGAGAGCCAGAACUACAGUAACAUCAGGUUUCUUUAUGUACAUUUUAGUGCUUGGCAUUUUGCAGGCAGCGACCUGCUCUGGGCCGGGAUUGCCAUUCGGCUGUUUCAUGCCAUGCAGGUGUCUUUCGGGAAGCUACAGCUUGCCCUCUACCGUGUGGCUCAGCAUGAUGAAGAUAAAGAAGUCACAAAGAAGGUUGUUAAAAACGGUACAAAUGACUGGAUCUCCAAAAAGCUCUGCUGCUGCCCGCUGUGGAUUUUCAUCCUGCUUGUUGUUGUGGUCCCGCUUGUCAUCCUAGUGCUGUUCAUUUUUAAACUUUCUAAAGCAGAACGGGAAGUGAAUGGCACAAUUGUUGAAACAGAAGAUAACACACAUGGUGGAGUUGGCAUCCUGUAGAGCCUCCUCAUUGCUUCAUUAGGAGUCCCAGCAGCGAGGGCUUUGAUGUUUGCCUUCCAGAUGGGUAAGAACCUCAUCUUCAGCCAAGAUCUGAACAUUAAGAGGGGGAUGGACAAAGAGCAGAUCAGCAGCCAGCUGGGAUUUAUGAACGAGGUCAGGAAGGAAAUACGGUUCCUGUCUUGUUUUGUUCAGUUCAUGGAGGUUUUUGAGAGGAGGAAGAUUCGUAUUGUGCUGAAAAUCACUAAUCUGGAUCGCUGCCCGCCCAAGAAAAUCAUAGCCGUUCUAGAAGCCAUCAACAUCCUGCUUUCAGAUGAGGAGAGCCCAUUUCUCUCCAUCCUGGCUGUAAAUCCUCGUGUUCUGUUGGAGAAAGUCAACUUUGCAGAUGGAUGCUUCCUUAAAGAGGACAGAGCUUACGCACUGCUGAACCGCAUCGUCACCCUGGCCUUCACCGUCCCGCCACUCUCCAAAGACUUAAAACGUGAUUUAUUUUACUCUCUCACCGGCAGUCCAAGAAGCUCGGAGGAUUUGUCCUGCAGGGGGCGCACACACAGAAAAAAGGCAUCUUCAUCAGACCUGACAUUAGUGGAGGUGGAAGAGUCUAACACGCUGAUGAAUACGACACCAUCAGCAGUGGAAAUGAAGGAGGAGGAAAUGGAGACGCUGGUUGGGAGAAUCCUGACCAACACUGAAAGGAAACUAAACAAGUACAUGUCAGAUGAUACCACCAGCAUGAAGAGGAUAAUCAGCUCUGUUUGGGUGACAGUGAUCAUCAUGAAGGUCUUACAGAAAGAGCUUCCAAACCCAGAGAACGUUGCAGCGUGGGUGGUGUUGGCCAAUCAGUGGCCUUGUCGACUCAGUUGGAUCAUCCAGUGCGUGGAGGAUGCCAGGCAGAGGGCAGCGAUCGAUCGCAAGAGUUUGUCCUUUGAUCACUCAAAGACCUUGUGGGAAGUCUUCAGCGAGUCCAGGGAGGAGCUGUACGUGAUGAGCGCAGACAUCAAGGACCUGCUCGAGCAGGACGGAGAUCCAGAGCUGUUUGAAGAAUUGCUCAAAGAGGAUGAUUUUGAAUUCACUUUAAACAGCUUGGAGACAUUUCAGCUGGCCAUGGUGAAUCUGGAUCAGUCUAUUAGGGGCGAGCUGGCUCUCAUCAGAGGGACGUCCAGGCUGAAAGACUCGGGUUGGAUGAGGAACAUAGCACCCCUGCCGAUUACAACCCUCAUCAAGAUGAGUGCAGAGGAAGUGUGUGAAGAGAUGAAAAGGAUGGAUUAUGACAGCAGGUACAUUGACAUUGUGAAAAACAAUAAGCUGACUGGAUCUGCGCUGGUCUUUGGAGAUAUAAAUGAUCUUAAAGCCCUCCUGGGUAUGACCUUUGGUGAAUGGGCAACUUUCAGACUGCACUUCCUGGCUCGACGCCCACAUAUCAAGCAACAAUACAAGAACAAGCCACCAGCACCAGAUUAUUCUAAAAACCAGCUGCACCUCUUCCAAACUCAUCAGGCACACUUUUAAUACAAGUAUCCUUAUGAGCUGGUUUGCAUCUUGGUGCAGAAACUGCACAAAGAACCUGCAACAAGUAGCGAAACUGACAGAGUCAUCGCGGUCUCGCUUCGCUCUCCCUGGAGACCUUCUUCAAGGAGGUAAGCAGGAGAAAAUCCUUCAGUGUUCGGUCUGCCUAUAAACAGUGUGACCUCAUGCUACCUGGAGGAAGAUAUUGCUUCAUUAAAGUCAGAACAUCCAGAAUCUGAAUCAGAUUUAUGGCUGCUGAACUCAUAGCAACCCUCCUCGGGACAGAAGAAAUGCAUUUCAUUCUCUCAACACAGUUCAGAAGACUUGAAUUGUUUUUUAACUUGGCCAAUUAUCCUUUAUUACUUGAAGGACAGUUGUGUUUAAUUAUUGUUGUCACCAACCACCAAAAAGCAAAAGGUAGGCGAUGUUGGUUUUGCAUUUGUGUACUGUGCGUUAGCAACAUAUUUUAUGAACAACUGAACAGAUCUUAAUGAAACUCAAGAGAACUGUCAUUAUAUGUGCAUCUACAACCAGUUACCCUUUUGAGUCAACCCAUUUCAAGAUGGCCACCACAGCCAACUGACAUUAGUCAACGUGCAAAGAGGAAGUCAGUCAAGUUUCUGCAGAUAUCCAGCUACAAUGUAGAGCAGGAGUGUCGAACUCAAAUUCACACUGGGCCAAAAUGAAAAACCGGGACGAAGUCGCGGACCAAACUCAAUAUUGUUUUGACGGUGAAUGUGCACAUUUUCCUUUAUCUACAGAUAUGAACCGUUGAACUUUUUCAUUUGGAAACAAACUUAUUUUUGCAGUAACACUGAGGCCUAGUCCACACGUAGCCGGUUUUUUUUUAAACGAAUAUCCGCCCCUCCAAAAACUUGCAUCCACAACACCUCGUUUUAAAAAAAAAACUCUGUCCACACGUACCCGGAUAAAUACGUUGUUAAGGACAUGCCAGACCUGUAGGCGGCAGUACUUCCCCCGUUCUUAACCUCGUCCUUCGUCUGUGGUCUUCCGCAAGGAGCAGUAAUUCUGCUUGCAAAAACAAACAAGCAAAAAGCGCUUGGACAAUUGAUAAAGCAAGCGCAGCUCUGAGGGCAUCCGUGCUGUCGGCUAGUGUAAACACAGGUCGCACACGUGAUGUCAGCAUUUUUUGUCGCGGAAAGUGACGUUGCGGACCUUAAAACUUCGGUUUUGUCUGUCCACACGCAGACACCCAAAACGGAGAAAACGCAGAUCUUCACUUUGGCCGGAGUUUUUAAAAAGAUCCAUUUUCGUGUGAAAAAACUCCGUUUUCGUGUGGAUGACAGGUCAAAACGUAGAAAAAUAUCUACGUUUUGGCAGAUCCCCGGCUACGUGUGGACAGGGCCUGAAUGUGGAAUAACCAAAUUACACACAGGCAAGUCAAUUUUAAAUAAAGCACACAUCAGUGGUAUUCGUUACUUAUGUCUCAAUAUUGUUUAAAUAUUUUAUUCCUUAAAAUCUUCAUACAUUCAGCAUUUCUUCUUAUUCUUUAUCUUUUGAAUGUUUUAAGUGUUUCUAUUUUAUGUUUUCUUGUUUAUUCUUUAUUUUUUACUCUCUUUGUUGCUCCUGUAAUGAAUGUCAUUGCUGCUGUGACACCAAGUUUUCCCCACUGAGGGACAAUAAAGGGAUUUUCUAUUUUAUUUUUAUUCUAUUCUUCUAUCUGUAAUCUUUCCUGUUUUAAAGUAGGUUUAAUUUAUUUUCACAUGCCAACAACAGAAAUAAAAAAUAGCAAUUCUCUUAAAUGAAAA